Amyelois transitella is the source of this 3754-nucleotide messenger RNA. It is a transcript of the gene Mms19, whose product is annotated as MMS19 nucleotide excision repair protein homolog. Gene Ontology annotation, cellular component: cytosolic [4Fe-4S] assembly targeting complex. The record is from RefSeq and is a predicted model, not a curated record. Bases 238 to 3150 code for a protein of 970 amino acids. Gene Ontology annotation, biological process: iron-sulfur cluster assembly. The transcript is spliced from 7 exons. Lineage: Eukaryota; Metazoa; Arthropoda; Insecta; Lepidoptera; Pyralidae.
AUGAGAUGGCUGUUUAAGUUUUCUUUCUUGGAAACGUCAAAUUUCAACCAAAACAAAACAACAUAAUAAUCCAUGAAAUGAAACACAUACAUAACCUAACCUCAUUUCAUUUAUAUUUUAGUUAAACAAAAAAUGGGAAUUAAGGGCAAUUAAAUUUUUGUGUUGGACAAAAUUGUUCGAUAUACCUACAUGUAAAACAUAAAAUUUUAUAAGAUAUUAACAUAAAAUUUUGAAGAAAUGGAGUCACUUUGGUGUAUUCCCCAAUUAUCCGAUGAAAUAAUUACAAACAAUGAUAUUUUUGAUCAAACUAAGAGUGUCGCUGCAGAUAUUAUGUCAAGACGUGUUACGCUAACACAGAUAGUAGAAAAUUUAUCCGGAGUCCUCACACACAAGGAGCCAGAGAAUAGAGAAAAAGGAAUGAGAUUCUUCACAACCCUACUCAAAGAUCUACCAAACGAUUACUUAACAGAAAUAGAAGUGAAAUUCAUAUCUAAAUUCUACAUAGACAGAUUAAAAGACAACCAUAGAGUUAUACCACCAGUUCUAGAAGGUUAUUUAAUAAUAAUAGAUAUGAAAAAUUAUAGUAUGAAUAGUACUGGCGAAUUUUUAACCAUACUUUUUAGGGAGGUUCCCUGCCAGUCCCAGUUGAGGGCUGAUAGAUAUAAUUAUUACAUGAUUAUAAAGAAACUGAUUGAGAGAGAUGUGGAUUAUAUGAAAACCUUAGGUCCAGAUUUCGUCUAUGGUGUGAUAUCGGCAAUGGACGGCGAAAGAGACCCUAGAAAUUUACUAUUCCUAUUCCAUUUCUUACCAGAAUUCCUUGUGAACAUCCCCCUAGGCCACUUAGUCGAAGAAAUGUUUGACAUCAUAUCGUGUUACUAUCCAAUUGACUUCCAUCCAUCUCCUGAUGACCCUGCAGCGGUGUCCAGGGAGGAUUUGGCUGCGGCUUUGUGUCCAUGUCUGUCUGCGGUGCCUGAAUUCGCUGAGCAUUGCUUGGUGUUGCUGGUGGAGAAGUUGGACUCUAGUUUGAGAUUGGCCAAAGUGGAUUCGUUGAGACUCCUUGCACAAAGCUGUAAAACUUUCAAACCAGAAAGUUACGUACCCUUUACAAAAACUCUGUGGUCCUCGAUACAAAGAGAAAUAACGCAUAAAACUGACGAUGAACUGAAAAUGGUCGCGCACGAGGCAUUGUCUGCUCUUGUCGCGAAUUUAGCGACAUCGGCAGACACAGAUCAAGCGUUUGAAAAUUUCGUAAAAGGAAUUAUUAUUUCAAUGCAAACAGCUAUUGCAGAGUCCAAAACGGUCGCACAAUUUGUUCAAGUUGCAAAGGUUUUGCUUACUACAGCAAACGCGUCAAGAGCGUCGUGUAUUAUGAUACUGAAGUCUAUGAUACCAGCAACUAUAGCGUAUUACGGUUUUAAAACUUCUCCUAAAUUGCAAAUAGCUAGUUUGGAUUUUUUAUCAGAUUUGUACGAAUUGGGCAAGCAUUGGGAUGUAUUGUCGGAACUUGAAAAUGAAGUUAAAGAAAUACCAGUGUUAUGUUUAACCGCUGUUAGUAAAACGACCAAGGAGUACCAAAUGGCCGGUUUUAGAACUUUGGUCAAAGUGCAAAACGUUUUGGAUAGUAAUUUAGUGUUGCCAUUUGUUGAAGUUCUUACGCAUAAUAUUCAGUACAGUCAAGACAGUGAUUUGCUUGCAGUUAGCGUGGAAACUGUACACGCUAUUGCAAGAAAGUAUCCUGAGUUGAUAAUGAAUUUAGUAGUUAUAGGAAAAUGUGACUUGGAGAAUUUGACGCAAGACAAAACCGGUUUACAGAAAAGGUUGAAUUUGCUUACCAACUUAGCGAGUAUUGAUGAAUUUACUAAAGUGAUUCUAGAAGAAAUGCUUAAAGUUAUAACGAGUAACGACGCCGAAGCAGAUAAAGUGGUUGAGGCAUUGAGUGAGAACAUGUCGAAUACUAGUUUGUAUACAGACGAGAAAUUAAUAAAAAUCGAAAGUGAUCAUGGAUUAAUAGAUUCUAUAAUAAACUGGCUUCUCAAAGAAAUACAGCGGCCUCACGAGUCGUUGUCACAUGGAUUUAAUUUGAUAGCGAAUACGAUAAGCAGUUUAUCGUGUGAGAAACAAUUGAAAAUGUUAGCUAAACAUAGUCCAGAUCUUUUAGAGAAAUGUAAAACAGAGGAGGUCUAUUACCAUAUAUUACAAAGUCUGUAUAUUUCAUUGCAUCAGACAAUUUAUGAGGCCAAAUUUGAAGAGAUAUUGUCAAUGAGUUUGGAUUUAGCUCUGAAUAGUGAGAAGGAAGUGAUCAGGACAAAGGCUUGUAUAUUAGUGGCACAUUUCUUGAACAAAGCGGAGUCUGGGCAGAAAUUUGAGCUUUUGUAUGAGAUUCUGAAGAAUUACUUGAGUAGUUGCAGUAGGAACAAACAGGAAUUGUGUCCGCGCCUCAUAGUUCUUUACAGUUGGAUAACUAAGGCGUUGAUAAUGAGAGGACAUGAUAUGUUUGUGUUUUGGCUCCAAAAGAUAGUAUCCACACUAUCGACACCGGAAUAUUGUCAUCAAGGCUCCGACGCCGUACGCCUCAUCAUGACUGACUUCUCAGAAUGUCUGAACACGAAGCAUCAUUGCCGCGUCAGUCUUCUAUACAAACAGAGAAUGUUCCAGACUUUCUCGACGUUAACUGAGAAAUUGACGGUAGUUGAAGAUUCGAAAGAAGCGUUCCUGUUGAGUUGGGCGUAUGUGUUGAAUGGAGUGCCCAAAAGUGUACUUAAGAACCAAGUUAUCAAGAUUACGCCAGUAGUUAUAGACGCCUUGACAUACGACAACAAGGAUCUGUUAGUAGUUAUGACGGACGUCCUCAGCUAUUUUGUACAAUUACAACUGCCUUUAGUCGCCGACAGCUUGCAAACCGUGCUGCCUAGGCUGGUCAAUCUGACCAGAUAUGCUAACUCUAUGGACGUAAGAAUAAAAAGCCUCCAAUGCCUCUACGACAUCGCCAAUUCGUACCGAACAAGCCUGCUGCUACCGCACAAGCAAGACAUAUUAAUUGAUUUAGCGCCAUCUCUUGACGACAAGAAGAGACUCGUCCGCAAUAUGGCGGUCAAGGCCAGAACCAGGUGGUUUUUAAUUGGCGCCCCUGGAGAAGUUAAAGAUAAUUAAUUGUUUGUGUUAAAAUUGAAAUGUAUUGUAUUUUUUUUAAAUAUUAAAAGAAAGAAAAAAAUUGAAAAUAGCAAUAUCCUACAUUAAUACUGAGCUUCUGUUUUGUGCGCACGAUGUACUAAUAUAAAUUAAGGAGCAGAAAACAUACAAAUAGGCAAAAAUAUACUAAUAGGUAAACCCUUUUAUUUGGCGAUAAAAUAGUAUAUUGUGAUACGGCAAAAAAGUUUUUAGUUUGUAACCUAUUGUUAAGAAAUAAACAAGCCCUUAAGAAUAUUCCAAUGUUUUUUUUCAAAUUAGUCGUUUUUUAUUAAAUCUUUUGGUUGCACUUUUUCUACGUUACAAAUUCGUUUCUAAUAUAUAUUACUUAUUUGUUGAAAUUCUUGUACUACUAUUCUUUUCAAAGUUUAUAUUCCUAUUAAGUGUUGCUAUAAUCAACAAAAUAUUGGAAUUCUUUGUAGUAUAUAUAAUAUACAUUGUUAUUUAAUGACGAAAUAAUGUAAAAAUUACUUGUAUGUUCUGAUCUGAAGAAUAAUUUAACGCACCAUGCUGUAAGAUGUAUGUAGGUAUGUAUGUCCAUACAUUGUAUUUUGUUAAAUUGUGAACA